Molecule: messenger RNA, 3849 nt
Organism: Synchiropus splendidus (mandarinfish)
Lineage: Eukaryota; Metazoa; Chordata; Actinopteri; Syngnathiformes; Callionymidae
Product: sodium/hydrogen exchanger 9B2
Exons: 13
Coding region: 264-2006 (580 amino acids)
Biological process (GO): proton transmembrane transport
Cellular component (GO): membrane
Molecular function (GO): antiporter activity
Source: RefSeq, a predicted model, not a curated record
CUCUCACUCGAGCGCCCAGUGACCUGCAUGGGCUUCACUAAUCCGCCUCAGUCCUCGACUGCCUGCCGGUGGAACUUCCAGAAACACCGUCUCUGCCCACGAACAGGGGCUGCAGUCAUCAUCAUGUCAGCAGGACUGUGCUGAGGGCUGAGUUGCUGCACACAGAAGUAAAAGUGGGAGACUUUCCCUUCCAUGGCAAACUCCACCCCUCAUCUUGAGGCACCGGUUUAGAGAGUGGACUAGGAAUCCUACUGCCAGUUGCCAUGGAGGAGACACAGUCCAAACCUGCGACGCCGGACCCAAGUCCUGCACCCAGCCCUGCACCAAGUCCCGCUCCUAGCCCAGCUCCGAGUCCGAUGUUGGACAGGAUUCCCAUCCCAUCACCAAACCAUGUUGAGCACUUAAAUGUCAACCAGAUCCAGGUGGUAGUCCGGCGCUGCUCCAGUCCAAAUGUCACAGAAGAAACUACUUAUUUUAUUCCUCGCAACCCCGUGGUGGACGCCGGCACCAACACAGACCCACCACUUAUCUGCUGCCCUUUGCUGCAAAGAUUCUGCCCGUGUCCUCCGAGAGGCCUGUUGGCCUCUCUCAUUACUAAAGUUCUUCUGGCAGCUGUUCUGUUUGGAGUAGUGUGGUCCAUCACGGGGAAGGAAUGUCUCCCAAAAGGAAACUUAUUUGGCAUCACAGUGUUGUUCAUCUGCGCACUCACUGGGGGAAAAAUAGUAGCGCUCAUCCGUCUCCCGAAACUUCCACCUUUCCCUCCACUUCUGGGUAUGCUGCUGAUGGGCUUAAUGCUGAGAAACAUUCCUGUCGUAACGGAGUGGGUCUACAUCGACUACAGGUGGUCGGCCUCCCUGAGGAACAUUGCUCUGGCCAUCAUACUGGCUAGAGCCGGACUUGGCUUGGAUCCCUCUGCCCUGAGAAAACUCAAGUCAGUGUGUCUGCGGGUGGCAAUGGGUCCGUGCAUUAUAGAAGCCUGCACACUCGCUCUGGUUUCUCACUUCCUCUUGGACCUGCCCUGGGUGUGGGGCUUCAUCCUCGGGUUUGUGCUUGGAGCGGUUUCCCCAGCCGUGGUGGUUCCCUCCAUGCUCCUGCUGCAGAAGGAUGGUUACGGUGUGGAGCAGGGAAUUCCCACUCUGCUGAUGGCAGCUGGCAGCUUCGAUGACAUUCUAGCCAUCACAGGCUUCACCACCUGCUUGGGCAUGGCGUUUUCCACAGGGUCCACUUGGUACAACCUUUUGAGGGGCGUCCUGGAGGUGGGUGGUGGCUUGCUCGCUGGGAUUCUCCUCGGAUUCAUCAUCCAGUACUUUCCCAGCUUGGACCAGAAACAUUUAAUCAUGAAGCGGUCAUUCUUGGUGCUGGGCCUGUCCAUCUUCGCCGUCUUCGGCAGCACUGUUGCUGGGUUCCCCGGCUCUGGAGGGCUCUGCACUCUUGUGUUGGCAUUCCUCGCUGGUGUUGGAUGGGGUGUAGAGAAGGCUCGAGUUGAAGAAGUGGUGAGCUGGGCGUGGGAUGUCUUCCAGCCGCUCCUCUUCGGGUUAAUCGGUGCAGAAAUUCAAGUGUCUGAGCUGGAGGGACUCAAAGUUGGUCUUGGUGUGGCUUGUCUCCUCAUUGCCCUGCUGGUGCGAAUCCUGUUCACCUAUGUGUGUGUGCUGCGUGCCGGAUUCAAACUAAGGGAAAAAAUAUUCAUCGCCCUGGCAUGGAUGCCCAAAGCCACGGUUCAGGCAGCUAUCGGCUCCACGGCGCUGGACAUGGCGAGGACCAGAAAGAACAAGCAGCUGGAGGACUAUGGCCUCAUAGUGCUGACCGUGGCGGUCCUCUCCAUUCUCAUCACUGCCCCCAUUGGUGCUCUGAUCAUAGGGCUGGCCGGGCCUCGUCUCCUUCAGAAACCAAAAAACUCAAGCUGUGGUGAGCGAGUCAAACCGAAUUUAUCAGCUUUUUUCUUAGGUGCAGCCGCAGGAACAGAAGAUGACACUGAAACCCCUGUUACAUAUGAAAGUACUCUUUGACACCACCCUUCUACAGCCGCCACACCAGCCUGACAUGUUUGGCUUCUGUGUUUUACACAACUGAUUCUACCAGCAUUUAGCCACCUUCCAUGUUACACCACGGCCAGACACUGUGCGACUCCUAACACAGAAUGUAUCAGUCACUCUUCCCGAUUCCCUUAAAAUGAUUUCAUUUUUCCAUCAUGAUGUCCAUCCAGUCUGGUCAAACUAAGGUCCAGAGUUCCCUCCUUAAGUACCUCUUGAAGCUCUUCACUGUGACCCGGGUCUGCCCUAAGGUCUCCUCCCAUUUGGACAAAAGGAGCCACUGCAGUGGAUUGGAUUGGAUUGCCUUUUGGCUCAGCUCUUUCUUCACAGCGAGAGGCUGCUUUGGAGCCUCCCUUUUCCAGCGGAGAACCAUGGCCUCAGAUGAAGAGGUGCUGCCCAAAACUACUGCAGCUACUGUCUGGUUAUCAGUCCUCUACUCUUGAUCUUGUACGUCAUAUCCCUGCAUCACUCUCUAUCAAGGAAUCCUAGUUUACAAACACGUCAAACAGGCGACGUAAGUUAGGUUGAAAUCACACCAUGCCUUGUCACACGCUGGAGCUUGUCUGCUGGACGGUUUUCACUCAGCAGUGUAACACAAGUGAUUUCCUCCCCUGACAUGACGGACAUUUCUGAACAAGUAAACUGUCAAACCGCAUAUUGGUUGGUCACAUGAGGCGCGUUGUCAUUCAAAGGGAAGCCACUCAAAAUUGGCCUUGUCUUUACUAAUUCACGUUGGCUCGCCUAUUACUGUUAAAUUUGACUCAGUGGCCGAUGCUGUUUGUUGCCAAAAUGAAGCGUUGAUCAGGGAACUGCGUCAUUUGACGGCACAUUUUCAUGAAGAAAGUUUGAAAACAGACAUUGUUCUUUGAAGAAACUUGCUCCUCAAGAGAUAUAAGUGAAGUACACCGGCAAAGAAAGCUUUUUUUUUAAUGAAAAGUAAGCAAAUGCCAACAUGUACUAUACAAGGACUAUAAACUGUGUACAAAGAUGAUGACAAUGAGCUUUACAUUUUUCAGAUUACACGUUAGAAUAUCAGGUGUAUUCACCCCAAAACAUCUUCAUUUUUGUCAGCUAUUUCAACUGUAAUUAUCUUCUCUAGAAUAUUAUUUAUGCUUUUAUAAUGCAGAUUAUUUAUCUGUUUAUUUAUUGAUUGGUAUCAGUAUUUAUAGAAAAGGACUAGAUCAUUAGAAUCGUCUGGAUUCAGCUGAAUGUAAAGCAGUCGGGUUUUGAUUCGAGCUGAAAUGUAGUGAUGGGUUGAUGAGGUUUCAUGAAACAGUGAACACUGAUUUUUAGACGCCACCAGAUGGCGCUGUCUGCUGUAAAAUGUUUGGAUUUGAACGACUAAUUCAAUGGUACGUCACAUCAUUUCUAAACCAAGAGCACCACAUAGUGGCCUCUGAAAAUUACAACACUGUUUCAUCAACUCUGCAAUACUGUUUCAUGAUACCUCAUCUGACCAUCACUACUGAAAAUGUCUCAUGAAACGAUGGCAGAGCUGCGGGGUAUGUGACUGGCUCCUGAAGCCAACCAACACUCAGGAAAUAACCUUAAUAAUGAGUUUGUUUGGUACAUGUUCAAAGAUACUACACACUGUUCUCAUGUGAGACAUGUAUGCACUGUUUUUUUAAAAUAUGAAAUAUAGACCUAUUUAAAUGUUUUCUAGAUUUAUUUACUGUUUUUUAACUGUGCAGUGUGAUUUCUUAAAAAAAAUAUAUAUAUAUUUGUGUUUUACCUGCUGGAAAUGUUCUGUGAGAUAAAUUGGCAAGUGUUACUCUAGAAAGAUUAGCAUUAGCUUUUUUUUUAACAUGUGCUUUUACCA